Molecule: messenger RNA, 1216 nt
Organism: Cylas formicarius (sweet potato weevil)
Lineage: Eukaryota; Metazoa; Arthropoda; Insecta; Coleoptera; Brentidae
Product: doublesex- and mab-3-related transcription factor A2-like
Exons: 4
Coding region: 1-1167 (388 amino acids)
Biological process (GO): sex differentiation; regulation of transcription by RNA polymerase II
Cellular component (GO): nucleus
Molecular function (GO): RNA polymerase II cis-regulatory region sequence-specific DNA binding; DNA-binding transcription factor activity, RNA polymerase II-specific
Source: RefSeq, a predicted model, not a curated record
AUGAGCAUUUCAAGCAGCGGCGUUGAUAUGACGGCGUUGAUGUCUCAGCAUCCCGUCUUGGGAAAUAUACCGCCCGCAUUUUUCCUUAGAGCCUCCGAACGUUACCAAAGAACCCCGAAAUGUGCACGGUGUAGAAAUCACGGGGUAGUUUCGGCGCUAAAAGGUCACAAAAGAUACUGCAGGUGGAGAGACUGUAACUGCGCCAAAUGUACGUUAAUCGCAGAACGACAAAGAGUGAUGGCGGCUCAGGUUGCACUGCGCCGUCAACAGGCCCAAGAAGAAAACGAGGCCAGGGAGUUGGGAAUCUUGUUCCCGACGCCCGCCACAUCUUUGGAGGAACCCACGUCUUCGGCCGUAUCGCCGUCCUCGGCACCGAAAAGUCUCGAAAAUCCUCUUUGCUCCCCCAAUUUGAAACAGCAGAGGAGCACGACAACACCAUUUGGCGCUUCAGAUUCUUCCAGCGCAUCAAGCCCAGCUUCGAAACGGCCUCGUAUCAGCUCCGAGUUUCGAGUUGAAGAAUCUGACUCUGAUCCAGAAGAUACCCAGCGUAGCCAAUCAUCCCCUUCUAGUCAAAAUCAUAAUCUUCCCCAGCCCAUAACUUCCCAGUCUUCACCCCAGGCGGACGAUAAUUUAGACCUUAACAUAGAAGAAGACGAAAAUCAAGAGGUUCCUGAAAAUUUGUCCCUAAAAAAAGAAGCAGCAGCAAAUCAGGAUGUAUUUCUUCAGAACAAUACUUGCAGUUUCAUCUACAAUCACCAACCGCCUGCCCAAAUUUCUCAAAUUCCGACCUUCUUCGCUACACAGAGAUCACCGGUUGAUGUUUUGCUAAGAGUGUUUCCGGGAAGAAGUCGCUCAGAAGUUGAAGCAAUUUUGCACAGGUGCAAAGGAGACGUUCUUCAGACCAUGGAAUUAAUGGUGGGUGGGAUCCAAAGCGAUAUUUGUACUCCAGCAUUUCCACCCUUGAUGCCACCGCAAAACUUUCACAGAUAUUGUCCUUCAAGACGAUUCUUGUCGGCACCUUACGCUGGCACAGGUUACCUUCCGACUAUUAUCCGACCACCGGCCGAUUACCUUUCGGUAGGUCAGUUGCAAGAUAUUUACAACAGCGAGAAGGCCACUUCUCCCGGUUCCAAUGCCGAGUCUGACAAAACGUCGUACUCUGAAUAACCGGUACGGUUCUUACUGUGAUUGUAGCAUAUUUAUCUCUUCCGGCAGU